Torulaspora globosa is the source of this 375-nucleotide messenger RNA. RefSeq names its product Sen15p (gene SEN15). The record is from RefSeq and is a predicted model, not a curated record. Gene Ontology annotation, biological process: tRNA-type intron splice site recognition and cleavage; tRNA splicing, via endonucleolytic cleavage and ligation. The transcript has a single exon. NCBI's taxonomy places the organism in Eukaryota, Fungi, Ascomycota, Saccharomycetes, Saccharomycetales, Saccharomycetaceae. Bases 1 to 375 code for a protein of 124 amino acids. Gene Ontology annotation, cellular component: tRNA-intron endonuclease complex. Gene Ontology annotation, molecular function: nucleic acid binding.
AUGGCCAAUGACGCCGGUGAUGGUACUAUAGUCAGGCUGGUGCGAGAUAACUUGGCGUACUGCCAAUUUUGGACUGAACUCUGUGUCUGCGACCGAACGCUGGCCUGGCGAGAUCAGACGCUUCAUCUGAUCUCUGGCAGGCCUACCCAGAAGCUGAGUCAUGAUGGCGACGAAGAGAUACACACUGAAUACGUCCUGCCCGUGGAGAUGUCACAGUAUAAGAAGGGGUACGUCACUCUUGAGUGUCUAGACAAAGUGUUCUGCCAAAUGUGCCCGCCGUCAGCCAGCAGACUGACACUGGCGAUAGUGAGCAAUGACGGGACCGUAGCGUUCUACUACGUGUACAAGGGGUUACAUAAGCCGAAGAGGAAUUGA